ACGGUUCGUCUGCUCGAAAGUAAACAAAGCAGCGGCCGCGUAGGAAGACGGACCAGGAACUUUGCCCACACAAUCUCUCCUCGGACUUGAUUCGGCGAGACGACCACCAUGCCGAGUAUCCUAGAGGCGUGCGAGGAUCUCUUCGGGGUCUCCUGCCUCUACAAGGUGUUGGGCGUCGAGAAAAGCGCCCGGGAGAACGAGCUCAAGAAAGCUUAUCACCGAGUAUCGCUGAAAGUCCACCCUGACAGAGUGAGUGAAGAUGAUAAGCAAGAAGCAACACAGAAGUUUCAAACUCUAGGCAAAGUCUAUUCCAUCCUCUCUGACAAGGAUCGACGAGCUGUGUAUGAUGAGACAGGAGAGGUCGAUGACGAGAACCUUGCCCCUGAUGACCGCGACUGGGACCAGUAUUGGAGACUUCUCUUCAAAAAGAUCACUGUGGAUGAUAUCAAGAACUUUGAAGAAUCUUAUAAGGAAUCUGAAGAGGAAAAGGCAGACCUGAAGCAGGCUUAUAUUGAUGGUGAGGGUGACAUGAACUAUAUACUCGACAAUGUACUGUGCUGCACCAUUGAGGAUGAGCCAAGGUUUAGAAAACUAAUUCAAGGUUGGAUCAAGAAGAACGAGGUCCGUGCCUUUGAGAACUUCACGCGAGAAAACAAGCACAAGAAAGAAGCAAGAAAACGAAAGGCUGACAGGGAAGCUGAGGAGGCAGAGGAGAUGAAGAAGGAACUGGGUCUUGGAGACACCACUGACAGCCUGAGAGCUCUCAUCCUUAAGCGGGGGAAGGAGCGCGAGCAAGAGGCAGAUGCCUUCUUGGACUCCCUUGCUGCCAAAUAUGGUGGAGGAGGAUCAGGAGGGAAAAAGAAAAGCUCAAAGAAGAAGCAGAAAUGAGGGACAUGUUAUGAAUGGUGGUGAAGUAGAUUUCAUGGAAGGAAUUGGAAAUGUGUAUGGCUCUUUAUGACUUCAAAAAAAAAAAGAAUAAAAAAAACAAAAAGGCAGGUGAUGGAGAUUUAUAUAAUGGAAAUAUAUACAUAUAUAAUGCAGCCAUAUUCUGGUUCAGUGAUCAGAUUUUGUAGAAAGGAAGUCUUGCCCAGUUCACUCCUAUAGAGUUGAGGGAAGUUCUUUGGUCACCAACUGCAAAAUCUAAAGGUAUUCUGAAUCUACAUACCAUAUACCAUAUUGAUAUUGUGAAUGGUAUUGGCUAAUUACAGGAAGAAUAUUUCAUGUAUAUGCCUUACAAGUUCUUGCAUUCCUUUUAUGUAUUUUAGUCUCCUUUGCUUUGUGUAAUUGUGAAACAUUAUUCUGUGUAUUAUCUCUGUGGUCAUGCUACUGAAAUGUCUUCAUCUGAAAUCAUUGUUCAUCAGUAUGUUAUUUUUUUAUUUUAAGAAUGAAUCAUAUUUUACAUACUUAAAAACCAUGAAAGUUAUUUAAUUCUACAGUUAUGAUAGUUUGUCAGAAAGUGUCCAGAAUAAAUUAAAUGUACUGUU
This is a messenger RNA of Penaeus indicus, 1484 nucleotides long. RefSeq names its product dnaJ homolog subfamily C member 9-like. The transcript has 6 exons. Gene Ontology annotation, cellular component: cytoplasm; nucleus. Lineage: Eukaryota; Metazoa; Arthropoda; Malacostraca; Decapoda; Penaeidae. Bases 109 to 888 code for a protein of 259 amino acids. Gene Ontology annotation, molecular function: heat shock protein binding. The record is from RefSeq and is a predicted model, not a curated record.